ACACGUUGCGGCGAGUCUGGCGGCGGGAAGGCUGGCUCGGCCUUAUAAGCCAGGCACGUUUUCUCCAGCCACACACCUCGACGAGCCGCAUUAGAAAACAUAGCUUGCCCUGCAUUGGCAUUCCUGAUACUUUCUACUGUUACCAAAAAUUACUACAUAGUCACGAACGCGUUGUCGUUGGCUAUAGUGACCAAUGACAACAUAAAUUACAGUGUUUUCAGAAGAAUAAUCAACAUAUUGAAAACCCGUCCCAAAGGUGUUUUUGACUGAUACUUGUUGAAGUCCUUUGCCUGCUUUAUUCUACAAGCGCUGCAUAAGAGUGCUGCUGCAAGUACUCGCGAGGGAGAGGUGACGCCCCGCCAGCGGGAACCUGAGCAGGAUGGCACCACGCACGACCUUCGCCACGCCUCAGAACGGAGCCAGCCAUGUGUUGGAGGGGAAGGCCGCCAUGCCCAUCCGUCACACAAAACGCUCCCAGAAAGCCACACUGACCCCACAAAAGACUAAACGGAUACUUCGCGAGAUGCUGGUCAACGCGGUGAAGCUUGGUAACCUGGUGCAUGUGAGGCAGCUGGUGCAGCAAAUGGCGCCAGACUUCGGCCGCGGCCACUCUCUGCUGCACGUGGCUGCCGAGAACAACCACCCGCACGUGACGGCCUUCCUGUUGCGCUUCGUGAGUCCCAACAGCGUCAACCUGAAUGGCUACACCCCGGCUCACCUGGCUGCCAUGAAGGGUCACACACAGGUGCUCGGCAAGCUGUUCAACGACCCCCACUUCGAUGCCAGCAAGCGUGACCCCACCGGCAAGACAUACACACACUGGCUUUGUGUGCCAUUGUAUGAGGCUGUUCUUAAGUGGGACAAAGUAAAGAUUCAAAACUUGCUGAGUGUCGGCGCUGACCCCGACAUGAAGGCCAGGGAGGUGGUGGGCGGGACGCUGGCGAGGGAGCUGCGGGUCACUACAGCUCGCCAGCUCGCCCAGGCCCUGGGCCGCCAGCAGAUCGUCGCAAUGUUUGAAAAGCCCCGAGCAUCAAGGGCAUCAUCGUGCACGCCUGAUCGCGAGCGGACGUGGCAAACCCUGGGGACGCCCCUGCACCAGCUGCCGAUGGGCACUUUGAGGCUGCACAUGGCUGCCCCCGUGACAGUGGUUCAAGGGCCUGACGUGUACAAUCGGACGGAUGUCGCCUCGCCCGGCUAUGUGUGUCUCCUUAACUACGACAGCUUCAUGGGCCGCCUAGAUCUGGAGCUCGAGGGCGCCGAGGCUGACACCAACAACCUCGCCAGUGUCUUCAGCAGGAUGGGCUACACUGGGCACGCCCACCGCUCCCUCACAGCUGACCAGACCAGACAGGAGCUGGCGAAGCUGAGGGACAUGGAGGAAGUGCGACAGGCCGGAUGCCUCGUCGUCGUCGUGUCCAGUCAUGGCACGCCCCACCAACAGUUCCUUACCAGCGACAUGGAGCUCCUGAAUAUUCAGUGGCUGCUGGACCACUUCAAGGACUCCCAGUGUCCACACCUCAAAGACAAGCCCAAGCUGAUCAUCUGGGACCUGUGCCAUGGCUACUACAGGGACGAGCAAGGCCGCGCCAGCAACCAAAGUGAAAACGCCAGAGUGGACGAGCCUCUGAGGGACGUGCUGUGUUUGUCCUCGAGCAGCGGAGGCUUUACCUCGUACAGCUUCACCAGGGACGGCACGCCCUUCGUGAGGACACUGUGCCGCACCCUGGCUCGCCACGCCAACAACAAGGAGUUCGCCGACUUGUACUUCGAGUUCCUCAGCGAGUAUUCAAGGGUCGCUCCAGACGUGGUGCCGAGGCUCACCAACAUCGGCCUCAGCAAACAGUUUUACCUCAGUGCUUCAACAUGCAACCUAUAGGCGUGUUACUCACUUAACUGCUAACAACUACUAUGCAGACACCAAAGAUAGCGUUAAGUAUCCGUCCUGUAUUACACCAUUUAGGACUGCAGGUGAUAACACUUGAAAUGCAGACAUUCCUGUUACCAAUGAAAUUAACACCAGUGAGAAUAAUGUAAAGUUAGUACGUACUAGUUUUGUCUGUGUCGUUUCCGAAUUGUUGACAUGUAUACCAUGAUACUUUCAACUAAACAUUAAAAAGCAAAGGGCAACCACGAAUGUCACCUUCCCAUUAUUCCCCAACCUCCCACAACAAUAAUCUCUUCUCAGU
Molecule: messenger RNA, 2186 nt
Organism: Eriocheir sinensis (Chinese mitten crab)
Lineage: Eukaryota; Metazoa; Arthropoda; Malacostraca; Decapoda; Varunidae
Product: caspase Dronc-like
Exons: 6
Coding region: 380-1876 (498 amino acids)
Biological process (GO): proteolysis
Cellular component (GO): protein-containing complex
Molecular function (GO): cysteine-type endopeptidase activity; caspase binding
Source: RefSeq, a predicted model, not a curated record